GUUAGUGGUUGUUUUUUUUUCCAUUUCCCCCUGAGUUAUCACCGUUCAAACAUUUCUUUGCUCAGCCUAAUUUUUUUGUUUUCAGGAUCUGUGGAGCAGUGUGAAAAUAACGAGGUAUCAAUCGUUUGUGACGACGUUAAUACAAUCGAUGUGUUAUAUGCUUUAUACGGACGGAUUGGCAUGGGUGUGGAUGACGAUAUUUGCCCGGAUGGGAACCUGAAUUCCUGCGGUGAUGAAACUACGUCACUUGAAACUGUGAAGAGCCGGUGCCAAGGAAUGUCAACGUGCACUUUCACUGCUAGUAACGCUAACUUCGGUGGUGAUCCAUGCAAUGGAAUUGGGAAGUAUCUUCGUGCUAACUUUCAAUGCAAAGACCAGGAUCCUCCGUCCAUCGUGUGUCCAUCCAACGUAAAUUUCUACAUCACCAAUGAUGAAUCGUUUGCUUCCCGGCCAUUUCCUACCAACUACAAUGCUUCUGACAACUCUGGAAGUUACGAUGUUAUGAUCUACGAUACAUACCCACUAGGGAGUGUCUUUCAGGGUCCCUUCACCCCUGGAUCUCUGUACAACUUUUCUGUGAGUGCAAGCCCUUACACGUGGUACUAUGUGGUUUCUGAUGCGGCUGGGAACGAGGAUAACUGCACUAUACAGAUCAAUGCUGUGUUAGUCGACCAGGAUCCUCCGUCCAUCGUGUGUCCAUCCAACGUAAAUUUCUACAUCAACAAUGAUGAAUCGUUUGCUUCCCAGCCAUUUCCUACCAACUACAAUGCUUCUGACAACUCUGGAAGUUACGAUGUUGUGAUCUACGAUACAUACCCACUAGGGAGUGUCUUUCAGGGUCCCUUCACCCCUGGAUCUCUGUACAACUUUUCUGUUAGUGCCAGCCCUUACACGUGGUACUAUGUGGUUUCGGAUGCUGCUGGGAACGAGGAUAACUGCACUAUACAGAUCAAUGCUGUAUUAGUCGACCAGGAUCCUCCGUCCAUCGUGUGUCCAUCCAACGUAAAUUUCUACAUCAACAAUGAUGAGUCGUUUGCUUCCCAGCCAUUUCCUACCAACUACAAUGCUUCUGACAACUCUGGAAGUUACGAUGUUAUGAUCUACGAUACAUAUCCACUAGGGAGUGUCUUUCAGGGUCCUUUCACCCCUGGAUCUCUGUACAACUUUUCUGUUAGUGCCAGCCCUUACACGUGGUACUAUGUGGUUUCGGAUGCGGCUGGGAACGAGGAAAACUGCACUAUACAGAUCAAUGCUGUAUUAGUCGACCAGGAUCCUCCGUCCAUCGUGUGUCCAUCCAACGUAAAUUUCUACAUCACCAAUGAUGAAUCGUUUGCUUCCCAGCCAUUUCCUACCAACUACAAUGCUUCUGACAACUCUGGAAGUUACGAUGUUAUGAUCUACGAUACAUACCCACUAGGGAGUGUCUUUCAGGGCCCCUUCACCCCUGGAUCUCUGUACAGCUUUUCUGUAAGUGCCAGCCCUUACACGUGGUACUACGUGGCUUCGGAUGCGGCUGGGAACGAGGAUAACUGCACUAUACAGAUCAAUGCUGUAUUAGUCGAGUCAACGUUCUCAACGAACCAGCCAUCCUCUCCCUAUUCAACUGAAGUGCCUCAGGUUUCAACUGAGUCUACCAUCGGAGAGUCAACGUUCUCAACGAACCAGCCAUCCUCUCCCUAUUCAACUGAAGUGCCUCAGGUUUCAACUGAGUCUGCCAUCGGAGAGUCAACGUUCUCAACGAACCAGCCAUCCUCUCCCUAUUCAACUGAAGUGCCUCAGGUUUCAACUGAGUCUGCCAUCGGAGAAUCAUUAUCGUCAACAAAUCAGCCAUUCUCUACGAAGUUAACUGAAAUGCCAUCAUCACAGUCUGCCACUACUGAGUCAUCUUUCUCAACCAACCAACCAAUCUCUACAGCAUCGACUGAAAUGCCUCAAGCUUCCUCAACAGAGCUUUCCCUCGAAGAUAUUAGAUCCACAACACAUUUUUCCUCUUCUUCAGAGAUGUCGAGUCGUGGGUUCAGUACCGAGCCAGUAACGGUUGGUAUGGAAUUUAGCAUUCAGCUUCGAAUCCUUGAUGUGGAUGGUGAACCAGCUGUCUUUACUACUGAACACAACGAUAAGAACUCGCUGGUGUUCCGGGCUCUCUCGGCAGCAGUUCGUAUCGCGAUUCUUAGAAGUCUCCAAGGGUCAGGAAGGACCUCUGACGUCUUAGAAUUCGAAAUGACGUCGGUUUUGAAUGGCAGUCUUGUGGUGAAUGGUGUUGCCAGAUUCCCACUCAACUCCGCAGUCGAUAGUGACAUCAUACGGGAUGUGCUGCAUACUAAUAUGAUGGACAACAAUGGAAGAGUUGAAAAUUCUCUCUUGAUUGAUCCGCUGGCAACUGUUGUAACAAAUCCCACGGAGGACUGCCCAGCAUACCACUGUCAAAAUAAUGGUAGCUGUGAACAGCAAGGAAGCUUUCCGGACUAUACGUACACUUGCAGGUGCAUGGAAGGUUUAUCUAGCAGCCUUUGUGAAGUUUCAGUAUCAGGGGAAGCUGGUAAUGGCGGAGUUAUCGCCAUUGUUGCCAUCGUUGGCGUUUUAGUUCUUCUUGUCAUUUUUGCACUGGUCGUCGCGUGCGCUUCUUUGGCUAAUCAGGCUUCAAAACGGAACUCGCGACCUUCUGAAUACAGAGAGCAGGUAUAG
This is a messenger RNA of Patiria miniata (bat star), 2685 nucleotides long. RefSeq names its product hyalin-like. The record is from RefSeq and is a predicted model, not a curated record. NCBI's taxonomy places the organism in Eukaryota, Metazoa, Echinodermata, Asteroidea, Valvatida, Asterinidae. Gene Ontology annotation, molecular function: carbohydrate binding. The transcript is spliced from 16 exons. Bases 181 to 2685 code for a protein of 834 amino acids.